Messenger RNA from Coccomyxa subellipsoidea C-169, 681 nucleotides. RefSeq names its product DUF1014-domain-containing protein. The transcript is spliced from 5 exons. Gene Ontology annotation, cellular component: nucleus. The record is from RefSeq and is a predicted model, not a curated record. Bases 1 to 681 code for a protein of 226 amino acids. Gene Ontology annotation, molecular function: transcription coactivator activity. Lineage: Eukaryota; Viridiplantae; Chlorophyta; Trebouxiophyceae; Coccomyxaceae. Gene Ontology annotation, biological process: transcription by RNA polymerase II.
AUGCCGAAGAAAGUGGGGUUGAACAGUAAGGCAGAGGAGGCAAAGGCAAAGAAGGAGGAGACGAAGAAGGGGAAAGCUGUAGCUGAGGCAAAACAAAAGGAAGAUCAGGAAUGGAGGGACGCCGGCGAAGGGUCCAAGACUAAGGCCCAGGCAAAGAAGGACGAGCAGGAGAAGAAGCGGCAGGAGGCAGCUGCCAAGAAGGCAGAGGCGAAGAAACUGGCUGAGGAGGAAGAAGCCCAGCUAGCAACAAGCGCAAAGAAGACUCCCAGCAAGCAAACUGGGUCUAAGGUGACAUCGCAUCAGCUGAGGACGCAGAAGGAGAUUGAGAAACAGGCUGCAGCAGAACAGGCCAAGAAGAGGGAGGCAGAGGCCAAGCGAAUGGUGACAGAGGAUGACUACGCGCAAAGAGUGGAGGUGGAAAAUCCGAACCGGGAAGAAGAUGCGGUCGAAGCGCGCAGUGUGGAAGCUGCACUGUCAGCGCUGACUGUGGGAGAGGCAACGCCUGAGGACAGGCAUCCUGAGAGGCGAGCGCGCGCAGCAUUUGCAGCCUACUCAGAGAGGAUGAUUGCAGAACUGAAAGAGGAGAAGCCGGGCCUCAAGCAGAGCCAGUACAAGGACAUGGUCUGGAAGCUGUGGCAGAAGGCGCCAGAAAACCCCUUCCUCCGGCCGCCCACCACUUAG